GGACGCGGGUCUUAACAUACGCCACCAGUUCCUUUACUCCUCAGGCCGGAGCCUUCGCUUUCCGGAAGCCACCACCGUCACGAUAUUCUUUUCUAUCUCUCUGUCACUUUCUUUGAUAGAAGGGAAAAAAUGGAAUCUUUAAGUCAGGCAUCUCCAAGGCACCAGCCAAUGAAAUAGGCAGUGGAGAUGGGGUCUUUUGCUCGCGCCGAAAUUCAAAGGCAUAAAUAGUUCCGGCCCCGGCGCUGAGCGCGGGAGGGUGUUGUAGCCGCUGUGAUGGGGUUUCCUUCUUAGCGCCCGAAUUUGGGCAAAGCUGAUGUGCUCUCCUCCCUGGUGACCAGGAAGAACUUUGGGGACGCCUCAAGCCCAGGCAGCCUGACGCAGCGAACUGCAUUGUGGCGUGUUUGGUUUCUAGCAGCGAUUUACCUUUCCAAGUCAGUAGUGAAAAUGCACAUUAAGUCAAUCAUUCUUGAGGGAUUCAAGUCCUAUGCACAGAGGACUGAAGUCAAUGGUUUUGACCCCCUCUUCAAUGCUAUCACUGGUUUAAACGGUAGUGGGAAAUCCAACAUUUUGGACUCCAUCUGCUUUUUGCUGGGCAUCUCCAAUUUGUCUCAGGUUCGGGCUUCUAAUUUACAAGAUUUAGUUUACAAAAAUGGACAGGCUGGUAUUACCAAAGCCUCAGUGUCAAUCACCUUUGAUAAUUCUGACAAAAAGCAAAGUCCUUUAGGAUUUGAGGUUCAUGAUGAAAUUACAGUAACAAGGCAGGUGGUUAUUGGUGGCAGAAAUAAAUAUUUAAUCAAUGGAGUAAAUGCAAAUAAUACCAGAGUACAGGAUCUCUUCUGUUCUGUUGGCCUUAACGUUAACAACCCUCACUUUCUCAUCAUGCAGGGCCGAAUUACAAAGGUGUUGAAUAUGAAACCUCCAGAGAUUUUGUCCAUGAUAGAAGAAGCAGCUGGAACUAGGAUGUAUGAAUACAAAAAAAUAGCUGCCCAGAAGACAAUAGAGAAAAAGGAGGCUAAGCUAAAAGAAAUUAAGACGAUUCUUGAAGAAGAAAUUACUCCAACCAUUCAAAAAUUAAAAGAGGAAAGAUCUUCCUAUUUGGAGUACCAAAAAGUAAUGAGAGAAAUAGAACAUUUGAGUCAUUUAUACAUUGCUUAUCAGUUUUUGCUGGCUGAAGAUACCAAAGAACGCUCAGCUGAGGAGUUAAAAGAAAUGCAAGAUAAAAUUCUAAAGCUUCAAGAAGAACUGUCUGAGAAUGAUAAAAAAAUAAAAGCACUUAGUCAUGAAAUAGAAGAGUUGGAAAAAAGAAAAGAUAAGGAAACUGGAGGUAUACUUCGAUCUUUAGAAGACGCUCUUGCAGAAGCUCAGCGAAUUAAUACUAAAUCUCAAAGUGCCUUUGAUCUCAAGAAGAAGAAUCUGGCAAGUGAAGAGAACAAACGCAAAGAGCUGGAAAAAAAUAUGGUUGAAGAUUCUAAAACGUUAGCAGCCAAGGAAAAAGAGGUUAAAAAGAUAACAGAUGGACUGAAUGCUCUUCAAGAAGCAAGCAAUAAAGAUGCUGAAGCUUUGGCUGCCGCACAACAGCACUUCAAUGCUGUUUCUGCUGGCCUGUCCAGUAAUGAAGAUGGAGCAGAAGCAACUCUUGCUGGUCAAAUGAUGGCCUGUAAAAAUGAUAUAAGUAAAGCUCAGACAGAAGCCAAACAGGCUCAAAUGAAGUUGAAACAUGCCCAGCAAGAAUUAAAGACUAAACAAACCGAAGUUAAGAAGAUGGAUAGUGGCUACAGGAAAGAUCAAGAAGCAUUAGAAGCUGUGAAGAAACUUAAAGAAAAACUUGAAGCUGAAAUGAAAAAGCUAAAUUAUGAAGAAAACAAAGAGGAAAGCCUUCUGGAAAAGCGCAGGCAGCUGUCUCGUGAUAUCAGUAGAUUGAAAGAAACAUAUGAAGCUCUCUUGGCCAGAUUUCCCAAUCUUCGAUUUGCCUAUAGGGAUCCAGAGAAGAACUGGAAUAGAAAUUGUGUGAAAGGACUUGUAGCUUCACUGAUUAGUGUGAAAGAUAUUUCUGCAACCACAGCUUUAGAAUUGGUGGCUGGGGACAGACUCUAUAAUGUUGUAGUCGACACGGAGGUUACUGGAAAAAAGCUACUAGAAAAGGGAGAGUUGAAGCGUCGAUAUACUAUAAUUCCACUCAAUAAAAUUUCAGCCAGAUGUAUUGCUCCAGAAACUCUGAAAAUUGCUCAGACUCUUGUUGGCCCUAAUAAUGUUCAUGUGGCUCUUUCUCUGGUUGAGUAUAAACCAGAACUUCAGAAAGCAAUGGAAUUUGUAUUUGGAACAACAUUUGUUUGUGACAAUAUGGAUAAUGCAAAAAAAAUAGCUUUUGAUAAAAGAAUAAUGACUAGAACUGUAACUCUGGGAGGUGAUGUAUUUGAUCCUCAUGGAACAUUGAGUGGAGGUGCUCGAUCCCAGGCAGCUUCUAUUUUAACGAAGUUUCAAGAACUCAAAGAUGUUCAAGAUGAGCUGAGAAUCAAGGAGAAUGAGCUACAGGCUCUAGAAGAGGAAUUGGCACAUCUUAAAAACACUGCUGAAAAGUAUCGCCAACUAAAACAGCAGUGGGAGAUGAAAACUGAGGAGGCAGAUUUAUUACAAACCAAGCUUCAGCAAAGCUCCUAUCAUAAGCAACAAGAAGAAUUAGAUGCUCUUAAAAAAAUCAUUGAGGAAAGUGAGGAGACCUUAAAAAACACCAAAGAAAUUCAAAAAAAAGCAGAAGAAAAAUAUGAAGUAUUGGAAAAUAAAAUGAAAAACGCAGAAGCUGAAAGAGAGAGAGAGCUAAAGGAUGCUCAGAGAAAACUAGAUAGUGCCAAAACUAAAGCAGAUGCUUCUAGCAAGAAAAUGAAAGAGAAACAGCAGGAAGUUGAAGCUAUUACCCUGGAGCUGGAAGAGCUCAAGAGAGAGCAUGCAUCCUGUGAACAACAGCUUGAAGCUGUAAAUGAAGCUAUCAAAUCCUAUGAAGGCCAGAUUGCAGUAGUGGCAGCAGAGGUGGCUAAAAAUAAGGAGUCAGUAAAUAAAGCCCAAGAAGAGGUGACCAAGCAAAAAGAAGUAAUAACAGCCCAAGACAACAUAGUUAAAGCUAAAUAUGCAGAAGUAGCAAAACAUAAGGAGCAAAACAAUGAAUAUCAGCUUAAAAUUAAGGAACUGGAUCACAACAUCAACAAACAUAAACGGGAAGCUGAAGAUGCUGCUGCAAAGGUGUCCAAAAUGUUGAAAGAUUAUGACUGGAUUAAUACAGACAAACACCUCUUUGGGCAACCCAAUACUGCCUAUGAUUUCAAAACUACCAACCCAAAAGAAGCUAGUCAGAGGCUUCAGAAGUUGGAAGAAAUGAAGGAAAAACUAGGAAGAAAUGUUAACAUGAGAGCUAUGAAUGUACUGACAGAAGCUGAAGAGCGGUAUAAUGAUUUGAUGAAGAAGAAGAGAAUUGUAGAAAAUGACAAAUCUAAAAUCCUGGCAACUAUAGAAGAUCUUGACCAGAAGAAAAACCAAGCCCUAAAUAUUGCUUGGCAAAAGGUGAACAAGGACUUUGGAUCUAUUUUUUCUACUCUUUUGCCUGGUGCUAAUGCUAUGCUUGCACCACCAGAAGGACAAACUGUAUUGGAUGGUCUGGAGUUUAAGGUUGCCUUAGGAAAUACUUGGAAAGAAAACUUGACUGAACUUAGUGGUGGUCAGAGGUCUUUAGUGGCUUUGUCAUUAAUACUGUCCAUGCUUCUCUUCAAACCUGCUCCAAUUUAUAUCCUGGAUGAGGUAGAUGCAGCCUUAGAUCUUUCCCAUACCCAGAAUAUUGGACAGAUGCUACGUACUCAUUUCACACAUUCUCAGUUCAUUGUGGUGUCCCUAAAGGAAGGUAUGUUCAACAAUGCCAACGUCCUUUUCAAAACCAAGUUUGUGGAUGGUGUUUCUACAGUAGCCAGAUUUACUCAGUGUCAAAAUGGAAAAGUUCCAAAGGAAACAAAAUCUAAGACAAAAGGACCCAAAUGAUCACAUAUGGAAGUUAAAAGUACAGAUUUAUUCCAUUCCUUCAUCUUGACCUGUUUUUUAAACAUAAACUUUUUUAAGAAUUUGGGGUUCAUUAUUUUGUUACUUAACCACUUAUUUAAUCACUUAUAAAUGAGCCUAAAUUCCUCGUCUGAAUUAGUGUUAACUAUGGUCCAAUUACUGUGAUAGUGAUUUUCUGUAUGUUAUCAACUGUUUUUUCUUACACAAGUCUUUUAUAUAUCAGGGAGCCUGAGACAUAUAGUUGGUGGUAAAUUUUGUAUGUAAAAGCAAAGUAUAAAAAGAUGAAAUUAAAUUAUAGGAUAAAUAUAGCUGAUAGUCAGCUUUUAAUAAUUAGUUAAUUCCUAAGGUAAUAUUACUGUGUUUUCUAUUACUAAUAAUAUCAUUCGGGUAAGGAAGAAUUAUAAAGCAAGCAAGUAGGUGGACCAACAAAGGGAACACAAAGAAAACUAUUAGACAUGCACUAAGCUUUUUGUGAUUUAGUUCUUCGAGGACAUAAUGCCAGAUCCCUGAUUUAUACUCACAUGAGAAACAGAUCUUGAAAGGUUUCUCUUGUUUUAAUGAUGUUUGAAUAUCAUGUUUCUAUAUAUUUAGUAAUUGGUCUGUGCAAUCUUAAAUUUUUUAAAAAGUCUAUGAAUAUUUAAUAAAUGCUUGGGAGAAGGUAUGUUGCAUGUUAUAAGUUUAUCCAAAGUCUCCUAAUAUUUUUUUUUAAAGAUUUUUGUCAGCCUUUUCAUAAUCCAGUCAAUAACAAUCUAUUGGUGAGUGAAAAUGUAGGAGCCAGCAGACCAAACCAAAUUAUCUUUUUCCUUUAGUUCUGAUAUAUAUGUCAUAUGUAUAUAUAUAUAUAUAUAUAUAUAGAUCCAUUUGUUCUAUCAAAAGGGCUCAGAAUUCAUUGAUUAUUAUAUAUGUUAGUGUCCCUGCUUUCCAUUGCAAAAACAUGAAUUUCUGUUAAGAACUCAAAAGCUAGGCCUAACAAACACCAUAAGAAUACUAUAUUUGGCCCCUUAGUACCUUAGUAUCUCUUAGUGUGUCACUAGAACCAUGUCUCCAAACUCUAAAUCUUGAAAGUUCUGACAUCUAAUCUGACCUUGGAUGUGUUAUUUUGGCUCCACGUUGUUUCUUAGUUCCUUUGUGGUAUCCUUUUCUUAACAUAUGCUCAUAUUCCCUGGCCCUAGGUUUAUUUUUUCUCAUCCUUCAUCCUCAUGCAUAUGUGAGGAUGUCAGGUAACUGAUACUCUGGGGCACAUUGUAAAGGAUUGAAUGUGGAAUUAGUUCAGUCUACCGUAAGAGGAGGAGACAAAGCUGUAAAUGCUGUUAUAUAGGCUGUCCAUUAUCACAUGCAAUAGAUGUAAGUUUAUUUCUUUUCAAGUAUAUUGCAGAUUGUUUGUCAAAGGAAUUAAUCAGUUCACACUGUCACCAAUAUAGUAUGUUGACCACAACCUACACAGCACUGGCUGUUAUUUGUAAUGCUUCUGAUUUACUAGUUAUAAAACAGUAUUUAAUUGCUAUUUUUAAUUAUCAUUUUAUAAGUAACUUGUGGGAUUGAAUAUUUUGCCAUAUUAUUAAUUUUCUUUCCUCAGCCAACAAUUCUGUUUGCUUUCCUAAUUUUUGUUACGGAAAUCCUCAAACAUUAAAUUUUUGUGAGUAA
Molecule: messenger RNA, 5682 nt
Organism: Sus scrofa (pig)
Lineage: Eukaryota; Metazoa; Chordata; Mammalia; Artiodactyla; Suidae
Gene: SMC2
Product: structural maintenance of chromosomes 2
Biological process (GO): chromosome organization
Cellular component (GO): chromosome
Molecular function (GO): ATP hydrolysis activity; protein binding; ATP binding
Source: RefSeq, a predicted model, not a curated record